This is a messenger RNA of Porites evermanni, 420 nucleotides long. Lineage: Eukaryota; Metazoa; Cnidaria; Anthozoa; Scleractinia; Poritidae. The record is from the annotation of a GenBank genome assembly.
AUGUUCAAGAUGUGCAAGUCUACGUUAUUUUCCUGUAAUUCUACCAAGGACCUGAUGGAGGAACAGGACGAGCAAUCCUCCUUGGCCUGUACAUCACAACUGCAGCAGUGGCACAAUGAGGGCGGAGGAAAGAACAUUGCACCACAGCCAGUGAUGGAAGUGGAAGUUACAAAAACAAAGGAUGCAGAAUUCAGAUUACGUUCUGGCAUCAAAUCUCUUGUAUAUGAUGCCAGGAUGAAAACCACACAUAAUGUAGCUGCAGAGCAGAAACUAAAGGAGCAGCUGAAACAAAUUGACCCUAAUAUAGGUCUGUCUCAUAUGGCUAGUGAACAGAUUGAUCAGUCGCAUACUAGACUUGUAGAAACAAAAUUUCGCAAAUGUCAAGUUGGUUGUUUCUGGUCAUACCAAGUUUCCCUGACA